Messenger RNA from Panicum virgatum (switchgrass), 2047 nucleotides. RefSeq names its product polycomb group protein FIE2. Lineage: Eukaryota; Viridiplantae; Streptophyta; Magnoliopsida; Poales; Poaceae. Gene Ontology annotation, cellular component: ESC/E(Z) complex. The transcript has 14 exons. Gene Ontology annotation, biological process: negative regulation of transcription by RNA polymerase II. The record is from RefSeq and is a predicted model, not a curated record. Gene Ontology annotation, molecular function: protein binding; nucleosome binding. The coding region runs from base 671 to 1810 and encodes 379 amino acids.
CUCGCAGCCCCACGGCCCACGCAUCUCUCUCUCCCGGGGCGCCUCCCAACCUGGCCACCCCGCCGCCUCUGCCCCUUUCCACCCCGGCGACCCCGCUGCCCCAGCCAGCUCCGGCCGCCUCCGACCCCCACCGCCGGCCAGUGCUCGGCCGCUCGCCGUCCCGGCGCUCGGCAGCUCCCGCUCGCGUCGCGGAGCAGGGCGGCGCGCGGCCGCGGAGGCAGGGAGGGCGGCACGCGACCGCGGAGGCCGGGCGACGGCGGCAGCGCGCGGCCGCGGAGCGGAGGCAGGGCGACGCGCGGCCGCGGAGUUGCGCAGGCAGGGCGGUGGCGAGCUGCGCGGCAACACGCGGAGGCAGGGCAGCCGGCGGCGGCCAAGCAACGGCGACAGCAGCUUCCUCCAUGUCCACGGCAGCUCGGCAGCUCGGUUAGUUCGGUUAGUACCGGAACCGAACCGAACUAACCGAUACCGAAUUUGUGCGGCGCCGCCCCAGCCACGCCGGAAGAGGUCGCCGAGUGAGUACACUGUCCCCGUCGCCGUCGCCGUCGCCUCUAACCCGAACCCUAGGAGGCCGUCGGUGAAGAAGAGGGAGCAGCAGCAGCAGCAGCAGGAAGCUGCGAAGGAGGGGGAGAAGUGCCCUGCGAAACCAGACUUCCUGCCGCUGCCGCCGGUCAUGGCGAAGCUGGGCCCGGGGCAGGGGCUGGGGUGCGAGGCGGCGGAGGGGUCGCUCGUGCCCAGCCGGAAGCGGGAGUACAAGCCCUGCGGCAAGCACACUGAAGGGAAGCGCCCGCUCUACGCCAUCGGGUUCAACUUCAUGGAUGCGCGCUACUACGACGUCUUCGCCACCGUCGGCGGCAACCGCGUGACAACUUACCGCUGCCUUGAGAAUGGUAGUUUUGCUGUUCUACAAGCUUACGUUGAUGAGGAUAAGGAUGAGUCGUUCUACACUCUAAGUUGGGCUCGUGAUCAUGUUGAUGGCUCACCACUGCUUGUGGCAGCAGGAAGCAAUGGGAUCAUUCGGGUCAUCAAUUGUGCUACGGAGAAGUUAGCUAAGAGCUUUGUUGGCCAUGGUGACUCAAUAAAUGAGAUAAGAACUCAAGCAUUGAAGCCUUCGCUCAUCAUUUCUGCAAGCAAGGAUGAAUCUGUUAGGCUAUGGAAUGUCCAUACAGGGAUCUGCAUCUUGGUAUUUGCUGGAGCUGGAGGUCAUCGCAAUGAAGUCUUGAGUGUUGACUUCCACCCCAGUGAUAUUGAGCGUUUUGCAAGUUGUGGCAUGGAUAACACUGUGAAAAUCUGGUCAAUGAAAGAAUUUUGGCUGUAUGUUGACAAAUCAUAUUCUUGGACUGAUCUUCCAUCAAAGUUUCCAACAAAAUAUGUCCAAUUUCCGGUAUUGAUUGCUGCAGUACACUCUAACUAUGUUGAUUGUACAAGAUGGCUUGGUGACUUCAUCCUGUCGAAGAGUGUUGACAAUGAAAUUGUGCUUUGGGAACCAAAAACAAAAGAACAGAGCCCUGGCGAGGGAAGCAUUGAUAUUCUUCAGAAGUACCCUGUGCCAGAGUGUGACAUCUGGUUUAUCAAAUUUUCAUGCGAUUUUCACUUUAAUCAGUUGGCAAUAGGAAAUCGUGAAGGCAAAAUCUAUGUGUGGGAAGUGCAGUCCAGCCCUCCUGUCCUAACCGCCCGGCUAUAUAAUCAACAAUGCAAAUCUCCAAUAAGGCAGACUGCAGUGUCCUUUGAUGGAAGCACGAUCCUUGGAGCUGGUGAGGAUGGCACCAUCUGGAGAUGGGAUGAAGUGGAUCAUGCGAGCGCCAAAAACUGAAGCAAGUGCAGCUGCUCUGCCACUGGUGACAAUGCGGGACUAAUGAUGAACUUGUUCCGAAGUGGUUAGCAUUAUGGUCGUUCAAAACUGCAACCUGGUUGUUCUGAAGUCAGAAGAAUGGUUGUUAACUGAAUGUUGGCUCUGUUAUGCUUCGACUGUUGUAACUUGGGAUGAUUGCGCUGUUAUAUUGCGCCAUGGACAAGUUAAAUUUAAUCGUUGUUGCAACUUUGGAAACCA